AUGGAGCGAACAAUCGACCAAGAACUCCGUAUGCGACAAGCUACGAUUGAUGACCUGGAUGGAAUCACAAAACUUGCUAUUGAAGCCUUCCCUGAUGAUCCAGAACGAGAUUACCGAUUCCCAUAUCGCCAUGAAUACCCUGAAGAUCAGUGGAAGUGGACCAGAGCUGAGUAUGAGGGGUUUUUGAGACAGCCUGAAAGCUAUGACAUUCUCGUCAUAGAGGCUGGGCAAAAGAUUGUCGCUCUGGGCAUCUGGGAUGUCUCUGGUCUUACUGGUGCCAAACCAGUCAAACCCGGUGUUCUGGGCGACAACGAACGUCGUGAUGCAAAUCUCCCUCACAUGCGAUAUUUCGCGUCGCGCGUAGAAGAAGUUUAUGAUAUGCAUUUCAGUCAAUUCGGCAGCAAGCAACUCCAUCUUGUUAAUCUCGCGACGCAUCGCGAUUAUCGCAGAAGAGGUUGCGGCGCUGCUCUUUGUAAAUACGGAAUGGAAAAGGCAGAGCGCGAGGGAUUUGUCGCUACGGUUUUUGGGAGUCCAAUGGGAAUCAAGCUGUAUACGUCCGUCGGGUUCAAGCCGAAUACUUCACUGUCUGCCACUGCGAAUGCUGCACUGGCAGUCACGUGGAAUCGGUUAAUUGCAUCAGCCUCCCGCAUUCACCUUUAUAAGGCUUCUCCUCACCUUCACGAGAAUGCGCGCGGCAUGGCUCAACAACAGUUCCAUUUCAUCGCCUUUAUUUCCUUCUUCGCUUUUACACUCUACAUCAUGUUCACCUGGGCAAAUCUCCGUCAAAUGGUUCCCUUUCUUUCGCAGAGUCGCACUCUGCCCGAUCUCCUCACUGUUGACGCCAAGGCUCUGGCCUCCGGAUUGACAAGUGGGCACUUCACCAGUGUUGACUUGGUGGAGAAGAGCCUUGAGAUGAUUCAGAAGCAUGACAAGUAUCUUCAUGCGAUGUUGAGUUUGGUGCCGAAAGAUCAGCUGCGACAGAGAGCAGAGGCGCUUGAUAAGGAGCGAAAGGAUGGCAAGGUCCGGGGGCGAUUGCAUGGGAUCCCGAUUGUGAUCAAGGACAACAUCGCGACGGUUCCUGAGCUGGGGAUGGAGACGACUUGUGGUUCUUGGGCGCUGCAUGGCAUGACCCCAACCUCGAAUGCCGAUCUCGUCAACAAGCUCAUCCAAGCUGGGCUCAUCAUCAUCGGCAAAGCGAAUCUGAGUGAAUGGGCAUAUUAUCGAAGCAAUGACCUCCCGAGCGGUUGGUCCGGCAAGGGCGGCCAGUGUCAAUCCGCCUACGUUCGCGGCGGCAUCGAUCCUGAUGACAGCAACAACGGUCACAGCAACCCUUCCGGCUCUUCUACCGGCUCAGCAGUCGCCGUGUCCGCAGGCUACGCCCCCCUCUCCAUCGGCACCGAAACAGACGGAUCCCUGGUAUCUCCCGCGUCGCGAGCAGCUUUGUACACGAUCAAACCGUCAAUCGGACGCGUUUCUCAGUCUGGGAUCAUCCCUAUCAGCCAUACCAUGGACUCAGCUGGACCUAUGGCCAAGACCCCACACGACCUCGCCGCUUUGCUCGAUGUCAUCUCUGGUACUGAUGAGUUUGCGACUCUGGGAGGAUCCUGGGAUGAGCUGUCGGUCGCGACGAUCGACUUCAAGAAAUGGUGGCCAGGGGAGGAUUACCUUAAGCCUGUUGAGAGUGCGACAGAGCAGAUGCACGCCGAGAUCCAAGCUGCGUAUGACAAGAUGGAGGAGCUAGCCAAGAAGUAUGUCGGCGACGCUCCUCUUCCGCCUCCUUCUGAGAGUUUCAUGCUUGACGGGAAGGACAGUGAGGGAGUCAUCAUGAAAGUGGCCGAUUUCAAGCACGACCUCAACAAAUUUCUCGAGUCAGCGGAAAACACCAAGAUCCAUUCCCUCAAAGAUCUUAUCGAGUUCAACAAGGCCCAUCCCGAUCUCGAAAUGCCUCCUGGCUACGAUGACCAGGGACUCUUGAUCGACGCCGAAGAAUCAGAUCUCUCACUCGAAGACUACGAGAAGAACCUCUCUCAUCUCCGAAAGGUUGCGCGCGACGAUGGAUUGGAUCGCAUCUUCAAGGAAUACGGUGUCGAUGUGAUUGUCGGAUCAAGCGACACUGCUAUCAAGGCGUAUGCAAGUGGAAGUGGGUACCCCGUCGGAAAUGUUCCUCUCGGAUACCUAGACUUCAACGGCCGCCCUUUCGGACUCGCAGUCCUCGCAGCCAAGAACCAGGAAGCCAAGAUUCUCAAGUUCAUGAAUGCAUGGGAGGGUACUUUCGGUCCGAGGAAAGCUCCGCCGCUGCUUCAGUGA
Fusarium tjaetaba is the source of this 2307-nucleotide messenger RNA. RefSeq names its product glu asp-tRNA amidotransferase subunit A. The record is from RefSeq and is a predicted model, not a curated record. Gene Ontology annotation, molecular function: acyltransferase activity, transferring groups other than amino-acyl groups. Lineage: Eukaryota; Fungi; Ascomycota; Sordariomycetes; Hypocreales; Nectriaceae. The transcript has 12 exons. Bases 1 to 2307 code for a protein of 768 amino acids.